UGUUGCAUUUGUGUAACUUUUUAGAAAAAAAGUGAUGCGGGAGUUGCGACGCCCACUGAUUUUCUCUCUAGAACGCGUGGAAAAAAAGAUUGUGAACUCACAUGACGCUCUUUUUCCCUUUGCACGAUCACUCACUCCUUUUUAUGUAUUCUUUGUCUAAUUGAGUUGGCGGAGGGAGGGAGAAUCUCGCGUGGAAGUGGCCAACCCACCCCCACCCACUGUCAGAGUGCCACGGUUGUCACGCAGCUGCUGUCCCUUCACGCAUAUUAGUUGUCUUGACUAAAACGUCACACGCACAAACGAACGCGCGUGGAAGCUCCUUUCCCUUGCCAUGGAACCUGUUGUCAUUCGGCGCGCGUGGAAUAUUUGUGGCACUCACUUCACGUCUUCAUUUGGCCACUCAGCACAUUUUGUCAGGAUGCUCGUUCGGAGAUUUUUAGGUUAAAAAAAAACCCAAACUAUUUGAUCGAUUGUUGUGCUGCUGUCUUUUCCUGCGUGUGGAAUGCGUGCGUAAAAGAAAAAAAAAAAGAAAAUAGAAAAGUGUGCAUGGUGGAGGAUGUUGCAGCUAACAGGUUGGUGUUGAAACUUAAGAAGGAUGCCACGCCGCCGCAGGAGCUUCCACAGGCUCUGCGAGUGAAUAUUAAGAUGUCCACAUCGGCGGAACCCAGCAGGCGGUACUGACAGCAGCUCGUUGAUGGCACUGCGCACCGGGAGGACUUGGUUCGGACGGGUCUUGCGCAGGGUCUCGCGGCUGCAGGGCUCCUGGUCCAGGCGCUCCAGCAGUCUUUUGUGUCUCUCCGCCAACCAGGAGCACGAUCCGGGCUUCUCGUACCGCAGCCCCAGCCGCCCCGCAGGCGCCCACCUCGGCCACCGUCAUCGGAGCGCGUCCGCCGCCGCCUCCAGGCGCAGUGCACUCGGCUUCUUCCCUUCUCGUCGCACCAUCCCGGGGAACACGAGGGGACAUGAGCCCCUCACUCGCCGGCUCCUCGUGGCCAUGAAGCGGCAAAACGUGCGGACCUUAUCCCUGAUCGUUUGCACGUUCACCUACCUGCUGGUGGGGGCCGCCGUCUUCGACGCCCUGGAGUCCGACUUCGAGAUGAGGGAGAAGGAGCAGCUAGAAGCCGAGGAGAGGCGCCUCCAGGGGAAGUACAACAUCAGCGAGGACGACUACCGCAAGCUGGAGACCAUCAUCAUGGAGGCCGAGCCCCACAGAGCCGGGGUGCAGUGGAAAUUCGCCGGUUCCUUUUACUUUGCCAUCACGGUCAUCACCACCAUAGGCUACGGGCACGCGGCGCCAGGAACCGACGCGGGGAAGGCCUUCUGCAUGUUCUACGCCGUCCUGGGCAUCCCAUUGACUCUGGUGAUGUUCCAGAGUCUCGGUGAGCGAAUGAACACGUUUGUCAAGUACUUGCUGAAGCGCAUCAAGAAGUGCUGCGGUAUGAGCAUCACCGACGUCUCCAUGGAGAACAUGGUGACCGUGGGCUUCUUCUCGUGCAUCGGCACGCUGUGCAUUGGCGCCGCUGCCUUCUCGCACUACGAGGACUGGAGCUUCUUUCAGUCGUACUACUACUGCUUCAUCACGUUGACCACCAUAGGCUUCGGGGACUUUGUGGCCCUGCAGAAGAACAGGGCCCUGCAGAAGAAGCCCCUCUAUGUGGCCUUCAGCUUCAUGUACAUCCUGGUGGGCCUCACGGUCAUCGGGGCUUUCCUCAACCUGGUGGUGCUGCGCUUCCUGACUAUGAACAGCGAGGACGAGCGGCGGGACGCCGAGGAGAGGGCGUCGCUGGCGGGGACCCGCAACAGCAUGAUCAUCCACAUCCAGGACGAGUCGCUGCAGCGAGGGCGGGGGAGGGGGGGCCGCGAGAGCCGCCGCGACGAGAUGAGCGACUUGCACUCUGUUUGCUCCUGCAUGCACUACCACUCGCACGACCUGGCCACCUCCGGGGGGCUGAUGGGCAGACUGGGGUGUGCCUUCUCCCACCAGAACUCGCUGGGCUCACAUCUGAACCCGGGUCACUACUAUCACUCCAUCUCCUACAAGAUCGAGGAGAUCUCGCCCAGCACGCUGAAGAACAGCUUCUACCCGUCGCCCAUCAGCUCGGUGUCGCCGGGCCUCCACAGCUUCACGGACAAGCUCCAGCUCAUGAGGAGGAGAAAGUCCAUCUAGUCCGCCCUUGCCGAACCUCAUUCCAAGCACUUUCCCUUUUUGUUCUUUUUUUUGUUUUGUGUUUGCUCCUGAUGGAGAACACACUCAUGGGAUGCAAAGCAUGAAGCAUGGAUGUCUAUUUUUUUCAAGGGAUUACCACACACCUUUUAGACCUAGAUGGAAUCUACAAAACUCUAAUCUAUAAACGUUGGUUUCCUACCAAAUGAGGCACACUGUUAUUUUUCAUAAGGGAGGACGCUCGUGUCACCUUAACUUGAAGAACCCGCCGCGGAGACGCAGAGGAGGAUUUCUCUAUAAGCCAUCACACACAAACAUUGUCGCUAAUAUUAGCAUGUGCAUUUAAUAAUCGGUACCCUGUAUUUUUUAUGACAUUCCUUUGUCUGUCGUCAACCAGCUUUGUUUGGAAUCCAAAGGAUCAUGCUGCUGUUCCUAAUAUCGUUCUCCUUAUUUUCUCCUUUUGUGGAGCAUUAAAGAUGGUAUCUGGCCGGGCGAGCUCUAAAUGCGCUCACGAACACAAACACUUUUAUUGACGGCUUUUGUGCCUCUCGCUCUGUUCCCUGGGAUUCGUUAUUGAACGCAUCAAUAUGAAAUGAUCCUGCAGGGAUAACUCCUCUGCAAAAGUGGCAGACAUAGCGAGUGCAGGCAAAAGAUGUGUCAGGAUUUGAAUAAAGUGGAAAGCCAUCAUUUCUAUGAAGCGACACACAGGUCAAAAGACAGAUGACUAGACGGCGGUCCGAAUGAUGAGAUAUUGGCAUUUGAUCUUCCUCCGUAUGGAUUCUCUGCGACCCUGCAGCUUCUUUUAACAUUGGCUUUCAAACAUUUUCCAAAUUCACCUAAUAAUGAAUGAUCUGAAUUUAGAGCAGUACCAAAUAAUACCUCGUCAUACACUCCCCUUCAAAAUAUCAGAAUAGUGAGGCCAAUUCCUUUAUUUUUGGUGCAAGAUUGGAGACUGAAAAUAUUUGACAAUUGAUUAAAAGAUGCGUAUGAGAUAAGAAAGCAAAAGCUUGCAUCUGCAUCUGAUACACAUCUUAGAAAAUGACAAUCAAACCUGUGAUCCACUGGCAUUUGUCAGUCUUGAGUGUCCAAAUCAAUCUCUGAAUUUAAACCCUGUAGAGGAUGCAUUUUUCCCGCUAAAAAGGAUACUGAAGGGAGCUACCUUUUAAAAUAAACUGAAAGAGGUUGUGGUAUGAGCAAGGAAAAGUAUCAUAAAAAAAAUGCAUUUCAAUUCUAAAAUCAUUAAAUAUUAGAUUUUUUAAAUUUCUCCUCCUUUCACUACUAAUCAUUGUCCCCAAAUUCUAUAGCGCUGAACAAUCCUAAUUUAAAUCAGCACCCUUCCAAAGUAUUGAAACUGUGGAGCCAGUUUUUGUUUUUGCUGUAGACUGAAAACCUUUAAGAUUCACAUCACGAUAAAAGAAAUCAACAGUAUAGAGCAAACAUUUGCAGCUAAGUCAUCCCUACACUUAAACCCUAUAGAGGAUGUAUUUUACCCACGAAAAAGUUUACUUUUAGUGGGCAAAAACAAAUCCAGUGUCUGAAAGACACUGUGGUGAAAUCCUUGGCAACUUUUGUAUUCAAGUCCAUCUCCAGACUUAAACCUUAAAGAGCAUGUAUUUUACCCACUUAAGAGAGGACUGAAGGGAGUGUUAUAUUCCUCCCUAAAUGAUUUGAAAGAAAAUAAUAAAUUUUAAGAGUAAUACAUUGCAAAAAAAAAUUAUAUUUAUAAACAAAAUUAUAUAUCGCAUAAACAUCAGCAUGAUCCUUUGAGUUUCUAUUACAAGGGGUUACGUCUAUUUGGAUUAAAUGUUUAACAGGCCAUACGUUUGAUGGUUCAUAACAUGUCCAUUUUGCAUUUUGUGUUUUCAAGAGACCUGCUUUACUUCAAUGCAUUCUAAUGUUCCCCUUGGUCAAACUCGCCAAUGUUUCCUCUCAGGUUUGAACCAAUCGCCUUGUUUUUGUUUUGCUGUGCUCCUUCCUAAAAUGACACACAAUGUACAUACCUCUGUUCUCCAUAAAAUAUUCCAAGAAGUUUUCCAAGAAAGACUACUGAGGUGCAUCAUCUCGCCAGGCCGGGUCUCCUUUGUAGAUAUUUGAGACCAUUCUGGCCUGUUUUAAAGCCCAAUCUGCCUUUUCUCUCUCUCACAGCUGGUCUAUGAACGCAUGGUGAAAGCAUUUCAACUGUAUAUUGUUUGUAUACCAAUUCUAACAUUUCAUAAGAUCACAAGACUAGGAGCUCUUCUCCCCUUUCUUUAUUAAGUUAUAUCCAAUGAAAAACUAUAUUUAUUAGUUCAAACCCCUGUCCAUCUUGCCUUGUCUCCUCAAUGGGAGAACACCACCACACCCGCUCUUACUUUGGAAGAAAAUCUUGAUCGAGUCAUGACAAAUGUAAACAGGCAAGGCAUUGGUGUGUGAGAAAAACUUUGUUUCGUUAUGGGAACACGACCGGCUUAUAUGUUUGUAUCAAGCUUUGGAAUAAAUACAACAACACAUAAAGAGGCAUGUGUAUUUUUUACACAUUUGUGUAUAUACGUGCCUUGAAGAAACUGCUUUCUGCACAAGUGGGCAUAUUUACAUAUAACUGAUUGCAGCAACAUUUUACAUCAACCAAGACAGAUUUAUAAUUAUGAUUUCCUAAAGAAAAUAGACAUGUUAACAUUCACGCUGACCUUCUGUAGACUCACCGCAAAGCUCAAAAGUUACUGUUCGUAUGCUUAUUUCACAUGCUAUCAUCAUACAAUGUUUUAAUUUUCCAAUAAAAAUUAAAAUGCAACUUUAUUCGAUGAAAGUUUUGGCAUUUUCUCUCCAAGUUACUUCAAUUUUGUAUCAUUUCUACUUCUUUCUCGUGGGAUUACAACUUUAUUCUUGUCAGAUCUUAAGACUUUAUUCUAAUAACAUUUUGUUAUUAUUUUCAUAACAAUUUAUUCUCAUUAACAAUGCGACUUUAUUGCCAUUAUGUAAGUUCCAAAUUCCACCUUUAUUCUAUGAAAGGCCAUUUUCUCCUAAAGUUGCAAAUUCAUCUUUGUAGCGUUAUGACUUCUCUCUCUCAUACCAAUACAACUUUCCGAAGGUUACCGGUAUGACUUCUUCAGCUAAAGUUAAAACUUCCUCUUUGUAACAUUACGACUUCAUUCUCAUAACAUUGCGAUGGAAUUUAAUGUGUUUGUCAUGAAAAUAUGCCAUUUUCUGAAUAUUUUAAAAGAUUUUGGAUGGUGAUUUUAUCUUUUUUAUUUUAUUUUGUUUUUAUUUUCAAUUUGACACGAAUACUCCUUUGUGAUUUAUAUCCAAACGUCACUGGAUCCAAAAAUAAGAACUCCAAACUUUGUGGGAAGUUUCGUCAGCCAAAUUGGAUUGAACAACUAAUUCGUUGAUCGUGACCUGAAUGUCAGAUGAUUUUUCCAAACUCUCCCUGGCCGACUCCCCAUCUACCACAUGCGCACAGAUGACUCUGAUUCUUCUGCUGCCGUGCCACGUGUUACACUUAUGCCCCUCGACAGAUGCCGCGCAGACGCGUACACGCACCACCGCUGGCAUAAAGCUUGUUGCGUUUCUACCCCAAACAUCGCAAAACUGAGAUAAACUGCGUUGGUUGGCAUGUGGCGGCGUUGUCCAUUCCGCUGUUAGCAACCCCACAUCUCUACUCCGAUGUCUCCCAUUACUGCUGUUUGUGUUACGUCCUCUCUGUGAUUGAACAAAUCAUGUAUGCCGUAUUCCUAUAACAGGAGUCUUGUAUGCGGUUACACGCUCAUGCGCCAAGUCAACAGCGGCGGAAGAGAAGGCCGAGGGUAAACGAACCUUCUAUGUAGUUUAUUUGAAUGUUUACCUUUCCCUUAGCACUUUUUUUUGUUUGUUCUUUUAAGGGGUGUGUGCAUGAUUUGGUGCGUGUGACUCAC
Phyllopteryx taeniolatus (common seadragon) is the source of this 6054-nucleotide messenger RNA. RefSeq names its product potassium channel, subfamily K, member 9 (gene kcnk9). Gene Ontology annotation, molecular function: potassium ion leak channel activity. Lineage: Eukaryota; Metazoa; Chordata; Actinopteri; Syngnathiformes; Syngnathidae. The coding region runs from base 695 to 2167 and encodes 490 amino acids. Gene Ontology annotation, biological process: stabilization of membrane potential; potassium ion transmembrane transport. The transcript has 2 exons. The record is from RefSeq and is a predicted model, not a curated record. Gene Ontology annotation, cellular component: membrane.